CUCCUUCGCGGCGCGCGCAUGCGCAGCGCGGGCGCGGCGGGGCCGGCGGAGGUUUCAUCCCAGAGAAGCCUGUCCUCACUCCUGUAUGAAUGUUCCAGGUUUCUCUCAUUUUCCAUUCUUACUGAGAGAAUUGUCAGCAUGGACACCCUGGAUUUUGAGGAAGCAGCAGCUUUCCCUGCCCAGCAUUCCCAUGCUUCAGGCAGCGAGAAAGAGGAACUCCCUGAAUCUCCUUGGACUCACUGAGGCAGAACUGGAAGAACAGUUUGUGAGAGGUGAUGGCCCAGGGGGUCAAGCCACAAAUAAGACAAACAACUGUGUUGUCCUGAAGCAUAUUCCAUCUGGGAUUGUAGUGAAGUGUCAUCAAACAAGAUCAGUGGAGAAGAACAGAAAGAUUGCCAGAGAAAUCCUGCAGGAAAAAGUUGAUCUUUUCUACAGAGGUGAAGAGAGUGAUGUUUAUAAAGAGAAAAAAGCAUCAGAGAAGAAGAAGCAGGAGAAAAAAAGAAGAGCAAAGGAAAACCUGGAAAGGAAAAAGCUUUUUAAAGAGGUGCAACUACUGGAUAAGAAAUGAACAUGUGAAAUACUGACUUGCCCUAGUGGGGUAAGGGAAAUAUGUCAUUAGACCUGAACACACCUUUCAGACUAACACGAUGUGGGGCUUCAGAGGCACAGCUGAAACACCCAGUGCUGACCUGCUGUUGCUGUAAAGGGAUAAAAGCACUCAGGUAUUCCUGCUUCUGUCUGCCAUCAUCUCAUUAAUCACACUUAGCAAUCAGUUGUUCUGCCAAGUUCAGAAGAUAAAAGAAUCCUUGUUAAAAAGGAACUGUAAACUUUCCGCUGUUGUUAAGGGAGACAAAAAAAAAAAAUUCAGUAGAUUUCUUUCUGCCCAGGUGACACCUUGGGAUGCUUUGUAGGGGCUCCAGCACACGAGGAAAACAGCACUAAAAGGUUCUCACUUCCCAUCCUUACUCAGGCAAUGCCUUCAGUGACAUAAAUCCUUUAUAAACCAGGUUUAGAUACUGGUUGUGCUGGUGUGAACUGACCUGCUGAUGGAAGAGACACCAGUCACUGGCUGCCUCCUCCAGAUGUGUCACCUGAACAAAUGCUCUGUCCUGCUCAGCUCUGAGCAAAGUUUAAACAGCAGCUUUACAGACCUUACCUGCAGUGGUGCUGAGCACUGGGUGCAGGAAGGAGGGUCUCUCCUCAAGUGAGGGCUGGGCAGUCAUUUCUUCCAGUUCAGAGGUAAAACUGGGUCAUUACAGAUAAGGAACAAUGUUUUUGGAAGCUGCCUCCCCAGGCAACAGGGUCCAGUUCAUCCAAGCUGUGAAUUAAUUAACUCUUUUUCAAGUUUGCCUCUUAAUACUGUAUUGGUCUGUAUGUAUUGGCCAUCCCAUUUUCUUUAGGAUUUAGAUUUUUUUUUUAUUUUAUAAUAGUGAAUUAGUCAUUUAUUAUGUUUAUGCCAUGCUGCAGUUAAAUUUGGGCAUGUUGGUAUCUUCACUCAUUUUGAGUUUCCCAUUUUAAACAAACAGAUGCAGCUGCAUUUCCUUUCUCACCUACUUUGAAGUCACUGCUGAGGUGCAGUUUCCUGGUUUAACCCCGUUAACAACUCCCACCUGCUUAACCAGAGCUUCUCUUUCAUUUUUGGACAGCACCCUCACCAGCUGCCACCAAGUUUUGGCCUUCACCAAUGACCCAAAGCCAGAGUAUGGAUUUUGAAAACAGAGACCUAGAACUCCACCUCCUUUUCCCAGAGACUGACUGCAUCCCAACAGUGCCAUGGAUGGAGACUCAGCAGCAAACUGCAGCCCCUUCCCCUGUCCUUUCCUGAACUCCUGCAUGAAGGUUCAAUUUUUAUCUGUGUGACACUUCUUGUUUGUGGAGUGUAAAUCUGAUUAAAGUGACUGUACAUAGUUUUAAUACAAACUGUUAAUGAAAAUAAGCUUUAUUACGUCAAGUAAUAAAUACAUACAAAGAUGCAAA
Molecule: messenger RNA, 1977 nt
Organism: Corapipo altera (White-ruffed manakin)
Lineage: Eukaryota; Metazoa; Chordata; Aves; Passeriformes; Pipridae
Gene: MTRFR
Product: chromosome unknown C12orf65 homolog
Exons: 3
Coding region: 86-568 (160 amino acids)
Biological process (GO): translational termination
Cellular component (GO): mitochondrion
Molecular function (GO): translation release factor activity
Source: RefSeq, a predicted model, not a curated record